CACGAACAAGCAAGUCGACAAUAACGAAAUCCGAUUGUACUCCAAUCUAACAGUAGCCCGACGUGAUCGCUGAUUUGUCGCCUGCAUAUCUUACAUAACGAAAAAAGUAGAUCGUAUUUUGGGCAGUAUGCAUAUGCGAGAAAGGUGAUCCUAUAUGGCCCCUCUAAAAUGUGCAAUUUUUUAGAGGUGGCUACCGAUAUAAAUAGUUAUCAUGACAGACGAUACCGUAUCAGUCUUCUGCUAGAUCCACCAUCCAAGUGUAGCAUCAUGAGGACAGCCGUAUUCAUCGUACUGCUGAGCGUCUCCGCUGCCUUUGCAGGUGAAGAGCCGCACCAGGAACAACCGCAGAAGAAGAUCACGAAACGUGGUGCUAUCAGCGGCCUUCACGGCAUCGGUGUUGGGAGCGCCAGUCUUGGAUACGGUAUCGGUCUUGGAAGCGCGCUAGGACACCACAGCGUGCAUCAUGCCCUGCCCGCUCUGGGGUACGCAGCUGGGCACGGGUACGGCGGCCAUGGCAUAGGUCUGGGGCAUUCGUCGGGAUUAGGGAUUGGUCUAGGUCUAGGGUAUGCAGCUGGACAUGGAUACGGAAAUGGCGGAGCUCUUGGAUCGGGGAUUGGAAUUGGCAUUGGUAGGAACAUUGGAGGAAUCGGUCUUGGUGGUGGAUCUCUACUAGGUGGAGCUCUGCUAGGUGCCCCUGCUUUAGGAGCAACUUCCGGUUUCGCAGUAGGUCCAGCUCUAAGUCAAGUAGGAGUCGCCAGACAUAUCCACGUUACCCACAGAGUGGGAGUACCAGUACCUCAACCUUACCCUGUUCCAGUUGAAAGGGCAGUUGCAGUUCCAGUCCCACAUGCAGUUGCUGUCCCAGUUGAUCGUCCCUACCCAGUGGCAGUACCUCGAGCAGUUCCAGUCGCUGUCGACAGGCCCGUCCCAGUGGCGGUAGAGAGGCCAGUUCCUGUGCCAGUUAGGGUACUGGUUAAAGUACCAGUUGCUGUGCCAUACAAAGUUGCUGUUCCUCAACCCUACCCAGUUCACAUUCACAAGGCAGUACCAGUGCCAGUACAUGCGCCAGUUGUUGUUAGGAGGCCAGUUCCGUUUGCUGUUCAUGCGCAUUCGCAUGGGUGGUACUGAGUAGUUAAAAUUGUGAUGUGAUACUAGUAGACAAAAAUGCCAUAUAUUAUGCCAUAAUGUACAAUUAAAUGAUUUUAUACAA
This is a messenger RNA of Acanthoscelides obtectus, 1210 nucleotides long. The record is from the annotation of a GenBank genome assembly. NCBI's taxonomy places the organism in Eukaryota, Metazoa, Arthropoda, Insecta, Coleoptera, Chrysomelidae.